AUGGUUAAAAAGCUGCACAUGCUUGUUUGGCGAAGGCUAGUUACUUGCUUAUCCUCCCUGAAGUCCUACUCGAAAGUCUUGUGCCUCGCUGUCACUGUUUUCGUUCUUCUCCAAAUCAGUUCAAUUCAAAUCACUCAACACUCCAUUUCACUCCCUCCUUCACUCUUUACGUAUCUGAAACACCAACACGAGCAAACAUCAGACAACAAGACGGCUUACUUGGUGGAAAAGCUACGUGAAUCGGUGACAUUCCUUCCACUCAAGGACCAUCGCUUCUCAAACAAACCACUCGAGGGUCAUACUUGGUUCAUGAGCUCUCUCUUUGAUAACCAAACCAAAGACGAGGCUCAGUACCAAGAGUUCCCUUCAGAUUCUUCCAAAGGAAGGCUUCUAUGCUUGAAAGGGGUUGAUGAGCACGAUGGAUCAUGGAACUACUACGCGCUGGCUUGGCCUGAAGCUAUUCCUACCAAUGCCGUUCUUCAGAAGGGUUUGACUUUUGUCUCUUAUAAUCAAUACGAUUACUAUAACUUGUGGCAUGGACUAUCCACCAUGGUCCCGUUCGUUUCUUGGAGCUUAAGAAACCGAUGUGAAAGGCCUCAGAAAUGGGUUUUAUACCACUGGGGAGAACUAAGGUUUGGAAUGGGGCAUUGGUUAAGCGAAAUACUCAGAGCUACUUACAGUCAAGAACCGGAGUUUACACGGUUUAUCGAUGAGGAGAAGCCGGUUUGCUUCGACAAGGCUGUUGUGAUGAGACAUGACCAAGCUGGAAUGUCAAGGGAGAGAAGAAUGGAGGCUUUCGAUCACAUUAGAUGCAAAGCAAGAACCUACUGUAACGUCACCUCAUCAGAGACAUCAAAACCUCGAAUUGGUAUGACACUGCUAUUGAGAACCGGAGCCAGAGCUUUCAGGAACGAAUCAGUGGUGAUCAAUGUCUUUAAGAGAGAGUGCGAGAGACUAGAAGGGUGUGAGCUAAACGUUUCUUACUCGGACAAUCUAACGUUUUGUCAGCAAGUGGAGCUGAUGCAGAAGACCGAUGUGUUGGUAUCACCGCACGGUGCACAGCUAACCAACUUGUUUUUAAUGGAUAGAGGUAGUAGCGUGAUGGAGUUUUUCCCCAAAGGGUGGCUUCAGCUUGCUGGAGUCGGACAGCGUGUGUUCCAAUGGGGAGCUAACUGGUCAGGAAUGAGACACGAAGGCACGUGGCACGAUCCUGUUGGAGAAAAAUGUGAGUUUCUUGAUUCAGAUAGGCGAUGCAUGUCGGUGUAUAAGAACGCUAUGAUCGGACACAAUGAGACUUACUUUGGCGAGUGGGCGAGAAGCGUUUUGGACAAGUUUGAAAAUAGAACGAAGCAGAAUAUCACAGAACACAACCACGGUUAUGAUUCGUUAGAUGAAUGUCGGUGUUAAUGAUCAUCACCAUAAGCUAUAUAUUUACUUGGAGAGUUUAAC
Molecule: messenger RNA, 1449 nt
Organism: Raphanus sativus (radish)
Lineage: Eukaryota; Viridiplantae; Streptophyta; Magnoliopsida; Brassicales; Brassicaceae
Exons: 2
Coding region: 1-1407 (468 amino acids)
Molecular function (GO): glycosyltransferase activity
Source: RefSeq, a predicted model, not a curated record